Molecule: messenger RNA, 1587 nt
Organism: Colletotrichum gloeosporioides
Lineage: Eukaryota; Fungi; Ascomycota; Sordariomycetes; Glomerellales; Glomerellaceae
Exons: 3
Coding region: 1-1587 (528 amino acids)
Source: RefSeq, a predicted model, not a curated record
AUGGCGUUGAAAGCUCUCAUCUUUGAUCUCGGCGGCGUCUUGUUAGAAUGGGACCGCCAUGGAGCAACAGCAUUGGCUCCUACCCAGUUUCUAGCCAUCAUGAACUCACCAGCCUGGUAUCAACUGGACAGGGGCGAGCUUACCGUGAAGCAAUCUUGCGAGUACUUUGGCGCAAUGCUUGGCAUGGAAGCAGCUAUAAUCGAGAAUUCUCUGCGGGAGGCCCAAAAGUCUCUCAGAGUCGUGCGCGGCUUUUUGGACACAAUUGAGGCUUUGAAAGCCUCUAACGCGGAUCUCAAAUUUUACAUCAUGUCCAACAUAUCUGUGGAACACUUUCAACUUGUUCGAAAGGAAAUUGACUUGCCUUGGUCACAAUUCACACAGAUCUUCGCCUCGGGAAACGAAGGAAUGCGAAAGCCAGAGCUAGGCUUCUGGCGCCACGUCCUCAACCAGAUUGGAGUAAGGCCAGAGCAGGCAAUCAUGAUUGACGAUACGGUUGAGAACAUAUGUGCCGCUCGUUCUCUCGGAAUCCAUGGGUUGCUGGUUGACUCCAAGCAUCCUAAUAAAGCCCGCAACAUACUCCAUAACCUCUUGGAGGACCCUGAAGCACGAGCACAGGCAUUUAUGAAGUCACACGCAACGAACCACAUCUGUGUAGUUGAAGGGCUCCAGGACGUCACUAUAAAGGACAAUUUCUCUCAGCUCAUGAUUUGGGAGCUGACAGGAGAUUCGACCUUGGUUGAUCUUCGUUGGCCUGGUGGCAAACUGCUGAAAGACAAAGAGUGUGUCUCUGGCGAGCGGAUCUCUGAAAUGAACGACAUGGCUAACGGGGCUUCCCCUGAUGACAUCAAGAAUGAUGUCGAGUUGGGACUCUGGAACUACUUCUGCAACAAGCCAGUUCUGACAACCCGGGAAUUUCCUCCCGACGCUGACACGACUUCAACGGCAUAUAUAUCCCUUCCUGAGGAGUAUCUAUCACGCAUUGCACCUCCCAGACUAGUCUUGGACAUGAUGGCAGCCAACAUAGACAACGAUGGUAUCAUGCAGACCUACUUCUGCACAGAUCGGCCCCGGAAAAGCCCCGAAGUUUGCUGCAACAUCUUGCGGGCCUUCAACCGCUUCGGUCUCAUGUUGGACGCUAAUCUCAACAUCGAAGCUACCAAAGCCUGGGUUGUAGACAGCCUCAACAACGACGCCUGUCUAGAUGGAAGCAGGCACUAUUCAACACCAGAAGCCUUUCUCUACCUUGUUGCUCGUCUAUACGACGAGUGCAGGGAUGCCCACCUGAAGCAGAACUUAGAGCCUGUGAAGAAGAAGCUCAAGGAAAGGAUCAAUACACAGGUCAACCCUUUGGCGCUGGCAAUGCGACUCUUCGCAUGCCAAAAGGUGUCCAUUUCCUCCAGCCUUUACCAGAAGGAUUUGAAAACCUUCAUGUCUUUGCAAGAGGUAGACGGUAGCUGGCCGGCAGGACACUUCUGUUGUUAUGGCAGGACCGGAGCUUUGAUUGGAAACCGCGGCCUUACGACUGCCCUGGCAAUUUGCAUUAUGCAACAUGAGAAGACGGUCGGUUCAUUUGGCAUGGUUAACUAG